This is a messenger RNA of Lytechinus variegatus (green sea urchin), 2843 nucleotides long. It is a transcript of the gene pdia4, whose product is annotated as protein disulfide-isomerase A4-like. The transcript has 10 exons. The record is from RefSeq and is a predicted model, not a curated record. Gene Ontology annotation, cellular component: endoplasmic reticulum; cell surface. Lineage: Eukaryota; Metazoa; Echinodermata; Echinoidea; Temnopleuroida; Toxopneustidae. Gene Ontology annotation, molecular function: protein disulfide isomerase activity. Gene Ontology annotation, biological process: response to endoplasmic reticulum stress; protein folding. The coding region runs from base 98 to 2017 and encodes 639 amino acids.
GGAACAAGCUUUACAUUCCGCGCAAUAUUUAUCUUGAUUGAGUGUGAUGGGGUUUUUCUAGGGUAUCAAUCUACGCCUACAACGUUAUUCAGUCGUGAUGGAGUGUCGAAAACUACAGAUAUUUGUCCUAUUCUUGGCUAUAUGCAGCCUAACAUUUCAUGUGGCAAGCACCCAAGAGGAGGAAGAAAGUCAAGAAGCUGAAGAUGCCAAUGUUGAAGAAACAGAGAAGGAGGCAUUCGAUGUUGAGGAAGAAGACGAUGUCCUUGUAUUGAAUGCUGACAAUUUUGACGACGUUGUAAAUGAUGCGGACAUCAUUCUGGUGGAAUUUUAUGCUCCAUGGUGUGGUCAUUGCAAGAGGUUGGCCCCAGAGUAUGCUGCUGCUGCCCUUGAAAUGAAAUCUGGUACUCCACCUGUACCCUUUGCCAAGGUGGAUGCUACAGAGAGUUCAGAGCUGGCUUCUCGCUUCGAGGUCACCGGGUACCCGACCUUGAAGAUCUUCAGGAAGGGCAAACCUUUUGCCUAUGACGGACCAAGAGAAAAGGAUGGUAUUGUGCAAUAUAUGAAGAAGGAAUCUGAUCCUAAUUGGACCCCGCCUCCAGAAGCCGUUCUUACCCUGACUUCAGAAAACUUUGAUGAUACUGUCAACGAAGCAGGCCUCAUUCUGGUUGAAUUCUAUGCUCCAUGGUGUGGACACUGCAAGAGGCUUGCCCCAGAAUUGGAAUCGGCUGCCCAAGCCCUCCAGAACAACGACCCACCCAUCCCUAUAGCCAAAGUAGAUGCCACUGCAGAGAGUGACCUGGCCACCAGGUACGAUGUGAGCGGAUAUCCGACACUCAAGAUCUUCAGGAAGGGCAAAGAUUUUGAAUUCAAUGGACCCAGAGAAUCAGGAGGUAUUAUCCAGUACAUGAAGAAACAAGUCGGUGACAGUUCUCAGCUCCUUGGCUCUGUGAAAGCUCUUCGAGAGUUCCUUGCCCAUCAGGAUGAUGUCAGCAUUGUUGGUUUCUUUAACAAUGAUCAAGAUGCUCUCUACACUACAUAUCUCGAUGCAGGCAACGGUCUGAGGGAUGAUUACAGGUUUGCCCAUGUCUUUGAUCAGGAAUCCCGAGAUAGUUACAAGGUCAACGCUCCAUCGGUCGUUGUAUUCCUUCCUGAGCGUUUCAGAUCCAAGUAUGAGCCAUGGAGACAAGUGUUCUCGCAGGCUGAUGGUAGUGUCAAAGACCUUGAAAAUUUCUACGAAGAGCAUGACGUCCCACUGGUAGGCCAGAUGACAAAAGCAAAUCGAGAAAAGCGUUACACGGACCGCCCUCUACUGUUGGCUUUCUACUCGGUGGAUUGGAGUUUUGAUCACAGAGUUGCCACUGAGAUCUAUCGUCAAAAAAUUGUUGAGGUUGCUAAAGACAAGGAGUUCGACGAGCUCCUCUUUGCCAUCGCCGAUGAGGAUGAAUUUGCGAGUGAGCUGAAGCAGCUUGAGCUCGAUGACAGCGGUGAGGACAUCAAUGUUGGGAUAUUAGGAGCUGAUGGACUGAAGUACAAACUGGAACCGGAGGAUGAGUUUGAAUCAGAAGUUCUCAGGGACUUUAUCAGAUCAUGGCAGAAUGGUGACAUAAAACCUGUCAUCAAGUCCCAGCCCAUUCCAAAGAAAUCCAAAGCAGCCGUCAAGACCGUCGUCGGGAAAACAUUCGAGAAAAUUGUCCUGGAUAAGUCAAAAGACGUCCUUAUUGAGUUUUAUGCACCGUGGUGCGGACAUUGUAAAAAAUUAGAGCCGGAAUACAAGAAAUUAGGCAAGAAAUAUGCAAACACCAAGAACCUAGUCAUCGCUAAGAUGGACGCUACUGCCAAUGAUAUAUCAAAUCCAGCGUACUCAACCACGGGAUUUCCAACAAUUUAUUUCUCAAAAGCAACAGAUAAGAACAAUCCUGUCAAGUUUGAAGGCGGCGAUAGGUCGGUAGAAAAAUUUAGUGAAUUUAUCGAGGAGCAUGCUACAGUAGCCCAGCUUCAAGACAGAGACGAGUUAUAAUGUGCCUUAUUUGUUUUAUUUUGUUAAGUCUCUUAAGGUUAUGUCUGAAUUGUUUGCUUGUUUCACAUUCAUUUCAGCGGUCAUUGACCUUUUCUACUAUCAAACUUGAUGAAAUCAGUUUUUAGAUUAUUUAUUUCAUUUGCCUGUGGUUUGUACAAUUUUGGGUACUUGGUGGAAAUGUGUUUCGGAUUAUCAGUACAGUGAUAUUUAAACAGUGGAAAUUAAUACAUAUACCUGCUGAAUUGUAUCCCAUUCUCAACAAGACGCGUACAACUUUUUACACAAUAAAUUUUUAGUCAUCAUUUGUAUCACUCCAUUAUGUGUGCCACCUUUAUAAAGUUUAUAUACCUUACAAAUGUGAGAAAUAUACCAUUUUAGCCAUCACACUCAUAUUAUUCUUUCACUCUGUUAACACCAUACUUAUUUCAGGAACAGAAAGUAAUAAACAUCAUCUGAAAUCUAUAUAUAUUUCAUGUUCACAUUUAUUUGCAUCAAUUCAAUGUAAUAUCAAAUGGUAAGAAUGUAUGUUAAAUGUUAAGAAAUGAAUUAUCAGGAAUAUGCUUAACCUGUGUACAUAUGGUAGCAAUAUUGUAUUGUUAACAUGACAGGGGAAAUUCACAAAUAUCAUUUGUUUAAAGUUAAAAUAAAAUUAAUCCAAAACACAGCAAAAUUUUCCCUGAGCCUUUGAAGUACCAUUUACAAGCCUUUUUUAUGCUCUGACACAGAUUUAAGUGACAUGUUUUGAUGAUAGCUGAAAGGGAUGGUAUUUCAAUAUUUCUUACUGUUAACUAGAGCUAAAAUGAUGGGUUUUCCCCUUCUAUUGGGA